Messenger RNA from Trichobilharzia szidati, 2166 nucleotides. The record is from the annotation of a GenBank genome assembly. NCBI's taxonomy places the organism in Eukaryota, Metazoa, Platyhelminthes, Trematoda, Strigeidida, Schistosomatidae.
GACGAAUAGAAUUCCCAUAUAGUAUUGAAUGACUUCGCUUAAACGUUUUGUACUUGGAUUUCAAGAAUUUCUUACAACUCCAAGCCGUUUAUGGAGAAUGCAUUAUCAUUUAACACAGUUCACAUCUAGUCAAAUUCAUAAUACAAAAAUUCAUGAACAUCAACGUGAACGACAAAAACGUCUGCAGAUUCGGAUUCCAAGUACAGACAGAUUGGUAACAAUGGCUUCUCAAAGUGAUCAGUCUACUUCAAGUGGUGAUAAAUUGUCUGAAUCUAAUACUGAAGCAUCUGCUUCACGUCCUCAUUUAUCGCAAUCGUCAUCACCGUCAUUAUCGCAGACUAAACGUCCUACAUCACCGGAUUCACAUGGUUUAUUAGAACCACUAGCGAGAAUGUGGUUAAUAAAUGUGGGCUUAAUUUUGGUGUUAGCUGUACUAUCCUAUUUCUUCUCACUAAUCCCACUAAGUCCGUCUCUCGUAUCAUAUCUUGAAUCUUCACGUUCCUUCCUGGUCAUUCAACGAAUUUUCUCCUGUACCGUACAUAUAGCCUUACUCUUGUUUAUGGAGUUAGUAAAUCUGUUAUACUUAAAGAAAAUAUGUGAUCGUAUAACUUUAUUGUCUAUGUGUAAAGAAUAUCGUUAUAUUCAACGUACUGGAUCUCGUAGUAGUAUGCUUCUUUCAGGCUUUGCUAGUUUUUCUGGUGAUAGUUCAAAUUUCUUUAAUUCUGCAAUCGGUGGUACAAUAAUGGAUCGUUUAUAUACACUGAUUUUCUUCAUGACAUUUCAAUUACAAUGGAGUUUGUUGGCCACAUUAUCUGCUAAUUACUGGAUUGGAAAUGUUAUAAAUGCCUUCUCUGUGGCAUUCUUAUAUGCAUGUUAUGCAUUUGAAUAUCGUUGGAGGCAAGUUGCCGGUACGACAUUUGAAGGUUUUCUAGCACAAAUAGUCGAUAAUUGGACGUAUUUUCUUGGUUACGGUCUACCAUUGGGAUGCUCUUCCAUUAUAUUUCCACAUUUUAUUGGUUGGGGUGGUGUUAUCCUUGCGAUUGGUUAUCCAGUGUUAGUAAUUGGUGCUCUUGGUAGUCGUUGGCGUCCAUUUGAUGAUAGAAUCAAUGUUAAAGACGAAUGGAAGGUAUUACGUCUUCUACGCUAUUGCUUGAUCAUCUCCUUACGACCAGCUCUUUGGGUUUCAAAUCUACUUGUACAAACUGGUGCAUGGAUUGUUUAUCAAUUUUGGCUUCGACAAAACUAUCCAACAGACGCUGGUGGUGGUGAUCACAGACGAUUUUAAGUUGUUUUUCAUUUCUCAUUUACUUUUCAUUGUUAUUUCACACUUUUUUGUCUGCUGUUUAUUUCCUGUUGUGAUUUGCUGCGUUUUUAUCGUUUUUUCCCCGAGUGUAUUAUGCGCUGUAAAUUCAAUUUAUAGGGUGAUGCAUUCACUGACACUUAGGGAAAACCAAAUAAACACCAGUUGCUGUUUUUUUGCUGUUGUUGUUGUAUUUUUUUUCGAAAUAUUCUCCCUUACUCUCUAAUGCUUCCGCUGCUUUAUUCAGAUUUCAAAUUUGUAUUUUAUUUGACAAACAUUUGCAUGAUGUCGGCAUAGGUGUCAUCAUCAGUAUAAAUUGCAUAAUUUGAACAAAUACACACAUUAAGGUAUAUAUAUUUAUGCAUCCAGUCUACUUGCUAUACAUCCUUUCCUUUCUUCUUGCCUAAUAUUUUAUCGCCUUCAGUAGUCUGUGUCUUCAUCUAUCCUCAGUGCCAAAGCCUCUUCGUCUCUUUUCCUCUGUCAUAUUAUAUACCUUACUAGUACAUGCAUAUAUAUAUAUAUAGUUUAUAUAUUGAUGUAAAAUCAGCUGUGUUCAGUAACCUUCACUUCGUCUUUCCCCGAUUCCAUUGUCUAUUUGUUUGCUUUAAUAUGGUCUGCUUUUAUUUUUUUGUGAACAGAUUUUCUGAUGUAUUAUAUUUCUAAAAAGUUUACUGAUAGGCAUAAUUAUUCUUUUCUCCCCCUCCUUGAAGAAUACUUUCAUUAAUACUUAAUUGAAUAUAUAUUCGGUAUCAUCAUUGUUAUAAGUCGACACAUUCAUUACAUACUGAUUACUUAUUAUUACGUUGGAAAAGUUGAAGCCGGUGUCUGUUCGUCUGUGUGUGUGUGUGUGUGUGCGUGCUUGCGUG